AUGUCCGGACGUCGUUCCCUUCAUUCGUUCGUUCGUUCGUCCGUCAACCAACUACUCACCGACGUUCCGCGACCGUCACGAACUGACUGGCGCACGCGACACCACGGUCGCUGCAAAUUCGCGCCAUUUCUGGCCGUCCGUUUGAAAAUCGGACCUUCCGGUUUCUUCUCAGUGCAGUCACGCCAGCAUGUCCUGCAUGUCAUUUUCGGGUGGUUCGUGUAUUCUAUCCUUCGACAGUGUGAAGACACUAUCGCUGUGAGUUUUCUGUCCUCUCAGCCAAAUGCGACUUCUAUUUCCAGAAAGGCUUCUGUGUCACGCCUGCAUCGGGUCGCAGUCAUUGAUGAAUUCGACGCCGCGAUUGAUAACGCAAUAAAGGGACUUAUCAGUGAUAUCCUAACCAAGAUAGCCGACUUUUUUUCGGCAGAUGUUGUGGGUAUACAGAGGGAGAACAUUUUCUGUCAAAGGUUUACAUCACGUAAACUGAAGACGGGAAUAGUUCAGUGUAACGUUUCCGAUGUGGAGCAUUUAGUAGAUGGUCUCGUUGACCGUCUUCAAGGAAUAGUUAGUGAUCCGAUAGUGCUCAAAUCUGGAGAUGUGGAUAUUCGCGGUGUUGUGAAUCGCAUCCGAGAUUGUAGUGGCGACAGAAAGCCACUGGUUGUAAUUGAACAGGCAGAGUCGUUCAACCCAUGGCUUUUGAAUGGACUGGUUUACUCAUUGGCAUCUCUCCAAAGUGAUACUCUCGUUCUUCUUUGUGUAUCUACGAAAAAAACGGUGCUAACUUCCAUUGUAUCAAGGAGAUGCCUGUCGUCUCUUUAUGCCCGAAGCUUCUCGUUUUCUAUUCCUGAAGAAGUAUUUGACCUUCUUAUACCUACCGUCGUGCUAAAUCCACCGUUUACAAAUUUACGGUUGGAUCCCGAAUUCUUGACAUUUUUAAGGUCUUCUUUCUUCCGAGACAGUUUUUCUGUGUCACAUGUGAAGAAAUGUCUUCGUUUCGCUUUUCUCCGACAUCUCUUCGCAAAGUCGGGCUCGAAUGUGGCAAAAGAGAUUUCUGAAGCAUUCGUCAGGGAAGUGAACGUGUACAUGGAUGCUCUUAAUUUCCUGCACACGAAUUUAUACAGUCUUCAGGGAGGAACAUCUAUUCGUCGAUCUACACAUAUUCUUCAACUACAUGAGGAUGUUCAGAAAGGGAAUUUUUUGAGCAAAGUAAAGAAUUCGGAUGACUACAAGAACUGGAUACAAUCGCUAUACUACAUGUCACCGGAAGAAAUUUCAAUUGUGCUCCAGCACCUAGGAAUUGCUUCGCAUAACAUAGUAUUACCUUCAACUAUUCAGAAUGGAGAGCCGGAGGUGUUGGUGAAGGUUACUGAAGGCAAGGUAACUGCUUUGAAUUUGAAGGAGAAAAUGAAGGAGAUUAUAUCCGCUAAGCAGCGUAAUCCUUAUGUAGUAGCUCGCCAAAAAGCCGUCUUCGACAUUGAGGCAUCUCCAUUAAAUGUUGCCUUGCAAGCUCUUCUGAAACAAGGACGAUGGAAGACCGUUACUCUUUCUAAGUGGGGAGAAACCUUCAGUGUUGACAGUUAUGUACAGGGAUUGAAAGGAUCGAAGGAUGAACUCGAGUCGAUGUUCUUUGCAUGUGUCGGCCAGCUUGAGCAUAUGGGCAUCAUUAGGCCCAGCAGAGAACACGAAAUACAGUUGGUUACAAUCGCUCAUCAUGUUCUCAAUCUUGCAAUCCACUGUAAUUAG
This is a messenger RNA of Angiostrongylus costaricensis, 1740 nucleotides long. The record is from the annotation of a GenBank genome assembly. NCBI's taxonomy places the organism in Eukaryota, Metazoa, Nematoda, Chromadorea, Rhabditida, Metastrongylidae.